GCGGACGAAAUUAAAAAGCUGGUUGGAGACAGGUCAUCCUUCCGCACUAAUGGUCCCACCCUCGCAGGAAUAAAGUGCAUGAUGCUCAGAGACCAGAUGGACAUGGAACAGGUCUACAGCUUGGACCUGAAGACAUCCAAGAUCGACGGCCACGCCUACUCAAUAUGUGUCGGCAAGAGCCUCACUGCUUUAGUCAUAGCUCAGGGGACAAAAGACGCCCAGGGGGGUCAGCUGGUCUCCAAGGUGUUCGGCAUCGUUGAUUACCUGCGAAAAGCCAAUAUGUGAGACAGGACGGCCGCCCUCCCCCCGUACCCUCCAAACGAGAUCCACCCCAGCCUCCCUCUGCGUAUCGACUCAAGAAGAUGGCCGCUGUCCCAAGCUUGUUUAGUUUUUUAUAAUGUGUGCCAUCAGGGAUGAAUAAAGUGUUUAAAGUGUUAGUGAGCGAGGAGCUCAGUGGUUGGCUCACAGAACCAGAGUUACAGUUGUUACAGUGCAAGAGACUGCGUCCAGUCCCAGUCCGAGGAAAUAAAACAGCAAUAUGUUUAUUCUCAAA
Messenger RNA from Morone saxatilis (striped sea-bass), 553 nucleotides. Its product is annotated as profilin-1-like. Gene Ontology annotation, biological process: actin cytoskeleton organization; positive regulation of actin filament bundle assembly; regulation of actin filament polymerization. Gene Ontology annotation, molecular function: actin binding. NCBI's taxonomy places the organism in Eukaryota, Metazoa, Chordata, Actinopteri, Moronidae. Gene Ontology annotation, cellular component: cytoplasm. The record is from RefSeq and is a predicted model, not a curated record.